AUUUGUUUACAAGCGAAGCGCUGAGAGGAGAAAUGCGGCGCGAAGAGAAAUUUCCUUCCACUUGACUUAUAAUGCAAACGGAAAACGGAAGUUGGACAACGUCUCCUCCCGGCGAACUUCCUGUCCGCUAUGGAUUAGCCGUUUCCAUAAUCAUUCUCUUCCUCGUUUUGAUCGUUAUGCUCAUCUCAGUCGCCGGUAAUCUCACGGUUCUACUCGCAAUCUGCAGAUUUCGUUCAUUAAGAACUUUGACGAAUGCCUUCGUCGCCAGCCUUUCCGUUACCGAUCUCUUAGUUGCGGUUUUAGUUAUGCCAGUAGGAGCUUAUCAAUUGAUGGCGGGCCUUAGGUGGCAACUGGGUCAAACUGCUUGUGUUCUGGCUACUUGUUUUGACGUUUGGCUAUGCACGUCUUCCAUCUUGCAUCUGUGCUGCGUUGCCUGUGACAGGUACACUGCCAUCUGCACGCCCUUUAAAUAUCCUUCUAUUAUUACUAAAAAGAGCGUCGUUUGCCUUCUCUUUGCCUGUUGGACUAUGCCUACGUUAAUGAGCUUCCUACCAUUAACCCAAAACUGGCAUGUCGUUGGUAUUGAGAAAAAGGUUAGGGAAAAGACUCCAGACCACGGAGAGGCUUGCGUGUUUCUCGUCAAUAAGGUUUACGCAGUAAUAUGCUCAACCCUAGCCUUUUACGCUCCUGCUGUAUUCAUGGGAUUGCUCAAUGCUAGAAUUUUCGUCGUUGCACAAAAACAAGCGAAAGCUAUCAGGUCAACAUGUGUAGGUUCAGAUACUAGGCAACAAAAACUUCGAAGAGAGACGAGGGCAGCUAGAACAUUAAGUAUUAUAAUGAGUGUUUUCUGCGCUUGUUGGUGUCCAUUCUUCAUUUUGAAUGUUCUUGAUCCUUUCUUGGAUUAUACAAUUGGCAGUGGUUUUUGGCAAACGGCUUUAUGGUCGUAUAGGAGAGCGUUUAAAGCUCUCUUUCGUUUUUUUGGCUCCAAGUGUUGUCCUUUCUUGAGGAUUCGUGGAGGACAAUUUGGUCACGACCAUACUUUAGUCACACACUAUUCAGGAAGUCAGAAUUCCAACGAGCACAAUUUUAUACAAUUAUAUAGGAACAGCUGACUAUUAAGGAAGUAUCGUCCAUCGUAACAAACUUUUCAAGAAGAAAAUCAUUGGAAAAACCAAAACGAAGAGUCUAUAUCUCUAAUUCCAAUAUUGGAUUAGCAAGAAAUCUUCUCCACUCAUGAUUUACAUACAAUUGUUCUUCUUUCUCUCUCUCUCUCUCUCUGUCUCAUUGGCGCUCUCAUCUUUCUCUCCAACUCUCUCUCUCUUUUUCAUCGUCAUCAAUUAUCUCACUUUACCAUCUACUCGAAAAUCUUCCGAGUCUGUUUUACAAAAAUUAAUUACUUGAUAAAAGAAGAAAAGACAUUCAGGAAAGAGUUGCAUAUGGAGAAAUGUUACAAUGCUUCAUAUUCUAUUUUUACUAGGAAAGAACAAAGAGUGAAAGAUGCUUUUUAACAAGGAAUUAUCGUGCUAUUACAUUGCGGUAUAUGGAAUAUUUUACAUUAAAAGCGGAAGUUGUGAAUUGUAUCGACAUGAUACUUUUUACUCAAACCUCGAAGAAAAAAUAAGUUUAUAGAGAUAAGCGUUUGUUUUACUUCAUAGCCUUGUGCAUCUUUGAUCUCAGCUCAUACAUCUACGACUUGCCUUUAACGUUGAAAAGGCCUUCGUGCUAAAGACUAUUACUUUACAAAUUGGCAGUCUAUCCCUUGUUCUAUAAUCUCUUCAAUAGACCUUUUACCUUCUAUACAUACAAACUUCUCAAGACAUUUUGUCUUGACCUUUUCAGGCAUAAUUCAUGUGAACUUUAUAUUCGGAAAUCGUCUGGCCCAGGAAUAAUACGGAUUUUCUUAAUUCUUUCUUGCAUAUUACACUUAUUUCCGUUUAUGCGACAGCUAGGUAACCUAUGGUAUAUCAAAAGUUUUAACGUUAUCAAAUCUAAAAUCCAAAAUCUCUAAAAUGACCAUAAUCUUAAAUUCGUUUGAUCUCCUAUUCCGCUUCUCCACCUGUCUUUUUCAUUAAUAGGAAAAGCAUGUUUUAUCGUCAUUUGAACCAGAAAAGAAAAAAAAAUAAGAUAUAUUCUGAAGGAAUCUAAUUAAUUAGACAAUCGUUAAUUGUUUGUCUUUCAUCAGAAUGAAUCUCCAUUUGCACAUUUGAUCAUAUUACCUGACGAGGAUGACUUAGAGUAGUAAUAAUUCUCCAAUGACUAUGUCAGUAAAUCCCGAACGAUAAAGAGUUAAUAGAUUUAUUAAAGAAUAAAGAGAUGGAAUGAAGGGGGAAAAAGGAGAGCAUUAUAUACAAACGAUAGAGAGAAAAAAAGAAAACAUGAUAAAUCCAAUAGAAUUACAAAGACCUGAAACAAUAUAAAACAAUAUAAAUAAUAUAAAUGUGGAUAAUUAAAAUGAUAAUAAUCCAAAAGAAAAAAACAAAAAAAACAACAUAGCAAGCAAAAACUUAUUGAGGAAUAGGGGAGAUAAGGGUCGAAGUCUUAUGAAUUUUUAAGGCGGAUUGCUUUAUUAAGCGGGGGCGUCUGCAAAAACUCAGACAGAACAGAAUUCAGAUUAUAGGACUAUAGGACGUAAUUAAAAACUGCAAAAUGUGUGUUUUAUUUUUGUUUGUUUUCCUUCUUUCUUUUUAUUUUGUUGUUUAUAAUCUAUUUUAUCACCAACAAAAAACGCUUCGUAUUUCGUUUAAUAUUUCCCUUUUUUUUCUCUUUUUAAUGGUUUCUUCUUUCUUUUUAUUUUUGCAGUAUAUAAAUAUACUGUAUGGAUGUACAA
Molecule: messenger RNA, 2827 nt
Organism: Dimorphilus gyrociliatus
Lineage: Eukaryota; Metazoa; Annelida; Polychaeta; Dinophilidae
Source: the annotation of a GenBank genome assembly